Dentiscutata erythropus is the source of this 273-nucleotide messenger RNA. NCBI's taxonomy places the organism in Eukaryota, Fungi, Glomeromycota, Glomeromycetes, Diversisporales, Gigasporaceae. The record is from the annotation of a GenBank genome assembly.
UGCCUUGGUGAAUUAAUAUUUCGGCUUUGUCGUUGGUGCCUUGGGGUUGUCGUUUCAGCUUCUCAUCGUUGGUGCCUUGGUGAAUUAACAUUUCAGCUUCGUCGUUGGUGUCUUGGGAAGUUGUAUGUUGUCAUUUUAGCUUCUCGUCAUUGGUGCCUUGGUGAAUUGACAUUUCAGCUUCGUCGUUAUGCUUUGGUAGUUGUGUAUCAUCGUUUCAACUUCGUUAUUAGUGUCUUGAUAAAUCCUUGUUUCAGCUUCAUCGUUGAUGCCUUG